Messenger RNA from Dufourea novaeangliae, 1298 nucleotides. RefSeq names its product thymidylate synthase (gene Ts). Gene Ontology annotation, molecular function: thymidylate synthase activity. The transcript has 4 exons. The record is from RefSeq and is a predicted model, not a curated record. Gene Ontology annotation, cellular component: cytosol; mitochondrion. Lineage: Eukaryota; Metazoa; Arthropoda; Insecta; Hymenoptera; Halictidae. Gene Ontology annotation, biological process: dTMP biosynthetic process. Bases 317 to 1279 code for a protein of 320 amino acids.
AACAGAUUAAGCCGUUUGAAUUUCAUGUUUACAUUAAUUGAUAAUGGUGAAGUUAUAGGAGUUUUAACCAAACAGAAAGAACGACUGGAUACAAUUUAGCAUUCACGUUACUGUUUUUUCAUAUACUAUUGUGUUUGUUGUUACUUUUGCAUUAUUUCCAGCGUGUUUUGUGUUAUUUAACUCCCAAAACCAGAAGGACCACCAUUAUGCUCGGGCGUCAUUGAUGUCUUUCACAACCUGGUUUCAUAUAAUUUUCACAAUUUCUUAUAACCCAAAGAAUCUGUUAAACUACUGCUAAAAAAAUUGUUGUUAAAUCAUGAGUGAACAUGAAGUAAUUCCAACAGCUAACGGUAAAGAAUGCGUGUAUAAAUUGACAAAUGGAAAUGCAGAAAAAUGUGUUCAAGAUCAAAAGCAACACGAGGAGUAUCAGUAUUUACAUUUAAUCGAUAAGAUCAUCAAAAAUGGAACAAAAAAAAGUGAUCGUACGGGGGUGGGUACAAUGUCCAUUUUUGGGUCCCACAUGAGAUUCAGUUUACAAGAUAAUAUAUUUCCAUUAUUAACUACAAAACGGGUGUUUUGGAAAGGAGUUGUCGAAGAAUUACUAUGGUUCAUAAAGGGAUCAACAAAUGCUAAAGAACUGUCAGCUAAAAAUGUUAAUAUCUGGAAUGCAAAUAGCUCGCGUGAAUUUCUAGACUCUUGCGGCUUUACAGAUAGAGAAGAGGGCGACUUAGGACCUGUUUAUGGAUUUCAGUGGAGACACUUUGGUGCAAAGUAUAACGAUAUGCACUCAGAUUACACAAAUCAAGGCAUAGAUCAAUUGAAGGAUGUCAUAGAUAAGAUAAAGAAUUCUACGAAUAACAGAAGAAUCAUUAUGUCAGCUUGGAAUCCAAUUGACAUUCCACAGAUGGCAUUACCCCCAUGCCAUUGUCUCGUUCAAUUUUAUGUUAGCAACGGCGAGCUGUCCUGUCAGCUUUAUCAAAGAAGCGCUGACAUGGGUCUUGGAGUACCUUUUAACAUAGCAUCCUAUUCUCUGUUGACUUACAUGCUGGCACACAUUACAAACUUAAAGCCAGGUGAAUUUGUACAUACAAUGGGCGACUGUCACGUGUAUCUUAAUCAUAUAUCCGGACUUGAGGAGCAAAUUAAACGCAAGCCCAGACCGUUUCCACAGUUGAGAAUAACCAGGAGCGUUGAAAAUAUCGACGACUUCGUCGCGGACGAUUUUGAAUUGAUCGGCUAUAAUCCAUACGCGAAAAUUUCGAUGACGAUGGCUGUUUAAUCGUUCGAAUAAACAAUAA